Molecule: messenger RNA, 822 nt
Organism: Torulaspora delbrueckii
Lineage: Eukaryota; Fungi; Ascomycota; Saccharomycetes; Saccharomycetales; Saccharomycetaceae
Gene: MET8
Product: bifunctional precorrin-2 dehydrogenase/sirohydrochlorin ferrochelatase MET8
Exons: 1
Coding region: 1-822 (273 amino acids)
Biological process (GO): siroheme biosynthetic process
Molecular function (GO): precorrin-2 dehydrogenase activity; protoporphyrin ferrochelatase activity
Source: RefSeq, a predicted model, not a curated record
AUGGGUGGUAAAUCUUUGAUCCUAGCUCAUCAAUUGCAUGAGAAGAAUGUACUGGUUGUCGGUGGUGGUGAAGUGGCCUUAACCAGAUUAAAAAAACUGAUUUCAACCGGUACAAGAGUCACUUUAGUGAGUCCCGAAAUACAUCCUACAAUUCUUAAAGAAUACUGCGGUUUCGUCGGGCAAAGAACUGAAAUUGAUGUGAUUGAUGACGAUUGGAAAGCAGGGCAGGGAGUCUACCGUGUAAUUCGGAGCCGUUUCAAGAUGGAGUACCUAACACUUUACACUAAAGGAAAUGACAGCGGUUGGAGCCUAAUACUUACAUGUAUCCCGAACAAACCAUUAAGUGAAGAGAUUUACCAUGAGAGUAAGCGGAGAUUCGGCUCCCAACAGACUGUGAAUGUCGCUGACAAUCCUCCUCUAUGCGAUGUGUAUUUCGGUGCUAACCUCGAAUUUGGCAAUAGACAAGGAUCUUCGAUGCAGAUGAUGAUAAGUUCCAACGGGAUGGGUCCUCGAUACGUAGCGCUGGUUCGAGAUGAGAUCAAGUCUAUGUUAGAAGGGAUCGAUUUCGAAGGUAGUUUAAAAAAUCUUGGCGAACUACGAUCGCGGGUGCGUGAGAUUGCUCAUGAAGACAGCGAUACGAAAUACAGGAUGAAUUGGAUGAAGAGUUGUACUGAGAAUUUUGGCAUUAAGAACUGUGAAAAGAUGGACGUUGAUAAGUUGGUCGAACUAUUCGACAAGAUGUACGUUGAUGAUCGUAAUAUGAUUUUCCCAUCGCGCGAUACUAUGAUCGAACAUUACAUGAAAGAAAGCAAUAGUAAAUAA